UUUCUCUUACCGAAAGACUUCCGCAGAGAAUCGGGCGACAACAUGGCAUUCUUCUACCACCUUACCAUAAUAGGAGAAAUUAAGAAGCAAGUUCACGUCUGUCAACCAUAAAAGUCUAAUCCUUGAAGGGAAUAUCCUUCGGUUGGAACUCGAGCAAAAGAAAGUUGUCUUGGUGCCCCAGUGUUUUAAAUCAUAUAUCUUCAUGCAUUCCCCUCAUCUGUCCUGCCACUCCCCCGUCUUCAUUACAUUUUCUUUUCACACCCUGAGACUUUUUCAAGGGGUCCCCAUUAUUAGCACAGGGUGGACAGUUCCCUCUAGACGAUUUCUUCCUGCACGAAAUAUUUUUAGACAUACAUCAUAUCAUAAUAAAAUUUUCAAUCAUGUCAGAUCUCCAUACCAAGGAGACCGUCGAGCAGAAUGACAUCUCUUCCCCUCACUAUACCACACCGGCUAAGCUGAGUGAGGAAUUAUCAGAUUUCGGUAACGAAAAGGGCGCCAUUCCCACUCGCCCAAACCAUAUUGGGAAUCGAGUUUCAGAAUGGGAGGCAAUACAGAUCGCCGCUGCGGGUGAUAUGGAGACGAUUGAUAAUGAAGUGCAAGAUUUGGAAGCGGAGGUCACAGCUAGAGGCAAAUCUCGUUCCGAUGUAUUUCAGUUGAGCUUCAAGGACCCCAGACACUACACUUGGUAUGUACUUGAUUGGCGAUGGCAUGCGAUAGCAUGCGAUACAUUAGCUAAUACAUAUCAUCCAGGUUAUUGGUUGCCUUUGCCUCUAUGGGGGGUCUGCUUUCUGGUAUCGAUCAAUCUCUAAUUUCUGGCGCAAAUCUAUACAUGCCUAAAUCGCUUGGCCUCAAUACAAAACAAAUUAGUUUGGUCAGUUCAGGUGUACCAUUAGGUGCUGUUGGUGGUGCACUAAUGCUUGGUCCUUUGAACGAAGCCGUCGGACGAAAGCAAGCUAUUGUAUGGUCUUUAUUCCUCUACACCAUUGGCGCUGCACUCGAAUCUGGUGCCGUCAAUUUUGCCAUGAUGAUGGCUGGACGUGUUAUUCUGGGUCUUGGCGUUGGUUUGGAAGGUGGAACUGUUCCUGUCUAUGUCGCUGAGAGUGUCUCGCCCAAGUAUCGAGGUAAUCUCGUCUCUCUAUACCAAUUUAUGAUUGCCCUCGGAGAAGUUCUUGGUUAUGUCGUCGCAGCCAUGUUCGUCGGUGUCAAAUCUGGUGGUUGGAGGUUUAUGCUGGGAUCAUCGCUUGUCUUUUCUACCAUCAUGCUCGUCGGUAUUCUUUUCAUGCCAGAGUCACCUCGUUUCCUCAUGCAUAAAGGGAAAACUGCCGAUGCUUGGGGUGUCUGGAGACGUAUCCGUGGUACGGACGAGACUGCUCGUAAGGAGUUCUUUGUCAUGAAACACUCGGUCGAUUCCGAGCGUGAGAUGGAAGGUGCCCGCAAGAGAUUUGCAUGGCUUGACUUCAUUACCGUUCCUCGUGCUCGUCGCGCCAUCGUUUACGCCAACGUCAUGAUCUUCUUGGGACAAUUUACUGGUAUCAACGCCAUUCAAUACUACAUGGCCACACUUAUGCAACAAGUAGGAUUCGAUGACAAGGAAUCUGUAUUCAUGUCCCUCGUUGGUGGUGGAGCUCUUCUCAUUGGUACCAUCCCAGCCAUUCUCUAUAUGGAGAAGUUCGGCAGACGUUUCUGGGCCAUUGCUAUGCUUCCUGGUUUCUUCAUCGGUCUCGUCAUCAUCGGAUGCUCAUACUUGAUUCCUUUGAGCAACAAAGCCGGCUCGCAAGGUGCUUAUAUCGCCGGUCUUAUCGUCUACGAGGGUUUCUUUGGAUCCUACGCAUGUCUUACCUGGGUUAUCCCAUCCGAGGUAUACCCUACCUAUCUCCGCUCCUACGGAAUGGAAACUUCUGAUACCAUUCUCUUCCUCUGUUCGUUCCUCGUCACAUACUUCUUUGCUGAGAUGCAAAAAGCCAUGUCGAACAUAGGUCUCACACUCGGUUUCUAUGGUGGUAUCGCAGUGCUUGGUUGGUUCUAUCAGGUUUUAUACAUGCCUGAGACUAAGAAUAAGACUUUGGAGGAAAUCGAUGUUAUUUUCAGUCAACCUACAAGUCAACUUGUUCAAGAGAACUUGAGAAGUAGUUUGGUUACCGCCAAUGAUUUCAUUCAUGGGCGAUGGGGCAAGGUCUUCUCUCCUGUUUCUGAAAGCGAUAUCUUCAGAAAGGAAAAUGGACAUAAAUCUGAUGAGGGUGGUAUGGGACACACUAAGCAUGAAGAGUUGAUGCAACCAGAGUCCUUGUAGACGAUGGAUCGAUUAAUGGUUUACGGUGAAUGAUCUCGAAAAUGGGGAGGAUAAAUGCUGGAUCAUGAUAAGAUGAUUAUAAGACUCAAAAAAAAUUGGAUGGGUGGAAUAUGGGAAGGUUAUGUUUUUCGGACGAGUAAUGAUUGAUGUGUAAAUAACAAUGAUAUCCCUUGAUUUUAAUAAUAAGUUAUACUUUUUUCAUGCUCAGCUUUUCUAGUUCAUUAUCCUGAUGUUUUCAAUGUUUGAGUAUAAAGUCAGAAAAUGGAAAUG
Sclerotinia trifoliorum is the source of this 2560-nucleotide messenger RNA. Lineage: Eukaryota; Fungi; Ascomycota; Leotiomycetes; Helotiales; Sclerotiniaceae. The record is from the annotation of a GenBank genome assembly.